This is a messenger RNA of Exophiala xenobiotica, 1062 nucleotides long. RefSeq lists its product as uncharacterized. The coding region runs from base 16 to 1062 and encodes 348 amino acids. The record is from RefSeq and is a predicted model, not a curated record. The transcript has 2 exons. NCBI's taxonomy places the organism in Eukaryota, Fungi, Ascomycota, Eurotiomycetes, Chaetothyriales, Herpotrichiellaceae.
GCUCUCGCCAAGAAAAUGCAGGAAUCUGAUGUUCAGCGACUCAUUUCAAUUCUCACCAGAGAAUUCACUACAGAAUGGGUACGGACAAAUGCUCCUCACGGAAUGUGGAAAGCCUUGAAAAACGUACCCAGUCUGGAGUCUGGACAUAUUCAAAAGACCCUGUUGGGUGUUGGAUUCAAGGCUUGGCUUUCCCACUUCCUUGCGGGCCAGCGAAAAGAGACUCAUUACAAGGGGCAUGCUGAUGACACCUGGGCGCUGAAUACGCUCCAAACCCUCAAUCCGGAGCUUCUGCGAGAAGUGGCAGGAGCGAUCGAACGAACUCAAGUUCAUCCGACCGUCUUGAACGCAAUAUCUAAGCUGAAGGAACAACGCGGUGUGAGUGUGAUCCAGGCUUCAGUAAUGGAUGCCCAGAACACUAGCGAAUUUCAGUUCAGCUCGACCGCAGUUGUCCAAGAUUUGGAGCCGCAUCAGCCAUCUAUACCCCCUGUUGUGAACAACAACACAUUGACUACUGGGACGAAUGCUGAGUCGACUUCCACAUUGAGGGAGAUAUCAGAUUUUCAGACAGUCUCAAACCCUCCUGCGAGGUACUUACCUACCCUGUUCCGCCCCUAUAUGGUGUCGGCGGUCAGAAAGAGUGGCGAACGAGCCCACAUAGAGAUGUUAUUUCCAUAUUCAUAUUCCCUUGGGAUGGUUUGUAUGAGUCUAGCCAUCUUAGCGAGCAAAGUCGAAUUUCUUGCUCUGAAACUCUUUGGUACCCAAGUGGAUUCUGAGGGUGACUUUCGGUAUAUCGAGCAGGCGAACGGAACGAAACUUCUCAUCAAGAACGAAGUCGUUGCACAAGGUGCUCAAGACGCAGGAAUUGUUGAAAUACUUGGUCCGACGUUGGGCCAGAUGCUCGAAGUGAGUCCCGCGCGAAAGGAGGAAAGAAAUCAAGGAAUUCUUAACACAAGAUUUGUAACAAUGCAAAUACCUGGCAAUGUCAACCAGGACGGUAUUCUCAACAUCAACCUCGGAGAAGCUGAAGCAUACCAGGUGAAAGAUAUGCUCUUUAAAACAUGA